AAAUGAUCAAUUUCAUAUCCAGCUCCUCGGGAUCUGGGCACCAUCACAUCUGCUCCCAGUGGGCCAGGAAGGGGCACAUUAGAUGUCUUACAGAGGCUCGACUCCUGGGGGGCAACAGAAAUCAUACUUGGUGGAGAUGCCAAUGCAGAAUGGAACAGUUAUAUGGACAAAUCAGGUGCCGAGUGGAACUGAAGAAUCAACAAAAACAGAGAAAUAUUUUGUACUGACCCAUCCCAGAGACACAAAUGGGUAAAAUGAGUAAAUGGGCCAUAAACACAGGAGCAUAGUCAUGAUUAGCCCCAUAUUUUAUACAAGUGGAAUGUCUUAGGACACACCCAUACAUGGACCCAAUCCCACCCACUUCUAAGUAACACCACCCCCUUUGGCCAAGGAUGUUUAAACUGUCGAACCUAAACACAAACUAUAGGAAAUUAUACAGGCGGGGCAGAGCCAGAAACUAAUCCAGAAGUAGAAUUGGAACACAAAAACUGAGACUGAGGAGCUGCCACCAGAGAGGAGAGAUGGAUGAAAAUGCCCAGAGGGGGCAGGAGGGCAGGAGACAAUCCCAGGAACAUCAACUGGGGGUAAAGUUCCACCAACUGGAUCUGAGGAUCAAUAACAUGGAGGAGAUGUGUAACAUGUGUGAUACAUUGUGUUCCUUACUGGCACAGGAAUCACAUGGAGCUGCACUGUGUGGGGCUGAGGGGGCACAUAAUGAGGGGGGCACAGAUGGGAUAAUGGCCCCUGGAUUGGCUCAUACUGUGCUGGGUAUAAGGACACUGAUCUGUGGGCAGGAGGCUACAGACCUGUUACUGGAUAUAAAUACGGCUCAUAAUCAUGUAUCUGUAUCAGGGGACAGGAAAUCUGCUUCCUUCUCACUAACAAAACUACAUUACCCACAAUCCCCAGAGAGAUUUCGGGGUGUGAUUCAGGCUUUAAGCAGCAGGAGUUUCCCCUCAGGGCGACAUUACUGGGAAGUGGAAGGCAGUGAAUCAGGGGGCUGGGCGGUAGGGGUGGCCUAUCCCAGUAUAGAGAGGAGUGGGGAUCAGGCUGGCAUUGGGGAGAAUAACAAGUCCUGGUGUUUGUACAGAUGGGAUUAUUAUGACAGAUAUACAGUGAUACAUGACAGUAAAUGGAGAGAUGUACCCCAAGUCCCUUCCUGCAGGAGAAUUGGAAUCUGGUUGGACUAUGAGGCUGGACGUCUGUCCUUUUAUGAGCUGAGUGAGCCAAUCAGACACUUACACACCUUCACUGCCACAUUCACUGAGCCCCUUCAUGCUGCAUUCUGGGUAGGGUGGUGUGCCUGGGUGAGAAUCAUUAAAGAGAGAGAAAAAGGAGCUGAUAUUGUAGCACUAGUAAAAGAGACAGACAGGCAGAUAAGAGACAGGGAGGCUCUGACCCAAGACAGAGAGAAGUUGAACACAGACAGCCGGAUGCAGGAGGAGGAUGUUGUGUCUCAUAUAAUCCACAAGGGGGAGACAGAGAGGGAAGAGUUGGUCAGGCAGAUCCGUGACAUGGAGGAGAUGUGUAACAUUGAUGGUGCCUGGGUGAGAAUCAUUACAGAGAGAGAAAAAGAGGCUGAUAUAUUAAUACUAGAGAAAGCAAGAGACAGACUUAAAAGAGUCUCUGAGGAUCUGACCCCAGGCAGAAAGAAGUUGGAGCCAGAGACUCAGAUGCAGGAGGAGGAUGUUGUGUCUCAUAUAAUCCACAAGGGGGAGACAGAGAGGGAAGAGUUGGUUGGGCAGAUCCUGGACAUGGAGGAGAUGUGUUUCCUUGGCUAUGUCUAA
Molecule: messenger RNA, 1787 nt
Organism: Xenopus laevis (African clawed frog)
Lineage: Eukaryota; Metazoa; Chordata; Amphibia; Anura; Pipidae
Product: E3 ubiquitin-protein ligase TRIM21-like
Exons: 5
Coding region: 522-1787 (421 amino acids)
Source: RefSeq, a predicted model, not a curated record